AAGCCACGAAACCUAGAAUCCCUGAUCUAGUCAUAAAACUUCGUUCGGAUCAUGUUGGAGAGAUAGGAGAGCCAACUCCUUGCCAGUCAAGUUUCAGGUCAUUAAGUCAAAGUAACAGAUCAAACCUAAGCGAACGAAGUGAAAACUAUUUUCUAGAUCUGGCGCGUGGAUGUUACUUCACGUUCUGAUCGCAACCGAAACAAAAAGUGAAUAUUUGUUUACGUCUGAAGUCCACACGUUGUAACAGUUUAUUCACUUCAAAUACUGUAGGGCUCCGACUAGGAGUUGUAACAAUACGGACAUUUGAGUUCAUAACUAAUUCAUUUCAUAUUGUGUUCCUAUAUGUAAGGAAUUAUUUUUCUAACGCUUCCUGAUGUUGGGCUGAUCAUGCUGAAAAGGAAGCCUUAAUGUGAUAGGACACAAAGUUCAGUGAUGAUUGACAUCUCACAGGUCAAAGUUCACGGGCUGUAAACUCGACAACGAGAAUGCGCGUAAAUCUCACCAAAGUGGUACGUUGUAUGGUGCUGGUACUUCUGCUGAUCAUCUUCUGCAACGUUCUCACGUUCGUCUACGGUCCACAGUCUGGCCUGCAAGGGAUUCACUUGCCUCCUGGACCUCUGGCUGAAAUAUUCGGAGCAGGACAUCUAAGACAGCCGGAAACAAAACCAUUCGUGAAACUUAAGUCGACAGAGACUUGUAAAGAUCUCGAGAUGAAGACUUUUGUGGAACCUGCAGUUUUUCAGACCAUUGGUGUCAACAAUGACAGUUUUGUAUAUUCGGCAUUUCUGGAAGAUUCUUCGAUCCGCAUCAUUGGUCUUCGUCAAGUGAGUAACGUGAAUGUCCAUUGUCAGAUCUGGUAUGCAGACGUGAAGGAAGACCCUCUGGUGAUUGGAGACGUUCAUGCAGAAUUUAUACCAGAAGAUCACGGCAGGAAGUACACGUCUACUUUUUUCCUAUGCAAGAUUCCUGCCAAGCACCCAAAUGGAACGCCCUUCGCCGUGUCCGUUGUGAAGAAUGCUUGCGAUCAGCCUCUGAACAUUAUGCUUGUCCGGCACCCAGGGACUGUGACAUUGGAUUUUACCCUGUGUGUGUCCCCAUUAAACUACAGGUACAGCCGCGCCUAUGAGCUGGUUGAGAUGAUAGAGAUGAACAAGAUGCUAGGCGCACAGAAGUUGAUUUUCUACAACCACAGUACGGGGUCUAAUGUAGACAAGGUUUUGGACUUUUACUCACUUAAAGGCGAGAUUGAAGUUGUUCCCUGGCACCUUCCUGUCAAAACAGAUACCUGGCCUCCAACCGGAGACCCCGAGAUCCACUACUUUGGCCAGCUGUCGGCCCUGAACGACUGCCUCUAUCGCUACAAGAACAGGUCUCAUUACCUGGUGUACACAGACCUGGACGAGUUCAUCAUCCCAAGGCAGCAUCGCAGCUGGAACGAGAUGAUGGCAGACAGCGAGAAAGCUCAAAAAGAUUUGGCUUACGCUCAGGCGCAGUGCGUCUUUUUCCGGAAGGAGUGGCUGAAACCUCCGGAGCAGUAUCAGACAGCUGCUCUCAAGUACAACUCUGUGGUAUUGAAGCACACACUGAGGGAGACGUACACGUUCCCCCACGGUUCGAGGUCUAAGUAUGUCAUAAAUCCCAGCAGGGUGAAAACAGUCGGGGUUCAUAACGUCUGGUCAUUCUCGGGAGGCGCCACUUUGCUGCCUCCGUCGACGGCACUCCUGCACCACUAUAGAAAUUGGGAGAAACCUGACGACCCGCAACCCAAGGAGGAAGAUCUCACAGCCGUGAACAAAUAUGGCGACGAACUGGUCAGGCGGUUAAAUUCUGUCUGGUCAUUUUUGAGUCACGUGCCUUUAGAUAUAAAUAUAAGUUCCUACGGGCCCUUUGUCUCUUGACAUGACUUUGUAAAUUUUUCUAUAACAGGUUUCAUGUAAUGUCAACUCUGCGGUUUUUCUGGAAUAGUAUUGCUCAAUUUCUGAUUAAUGAAUUUUUUUGUUUUUUAUUUUUAAAAAUUAUCACAAGUGGCAGCUAUUAAAAAAACCAACAACGUGUGGAUAAAAACAACUACCAACAAAGUAAAAUCACACGCGAUAGUUUAAAAUGAACAAUAUAGUAGUCUAGAAUUCAUACCAAUCUUCGUAAUUAUUUUUAUAACAUUGAUAACUAAAAAAUAGUGGGGUUUGUUUUUCUAACUAUAAUUGCUUUAGUUUUAUUCAAUUUGUUUUGCAUACAUUUAAAUGAAGCGUAUUAUGUGGUUAAAUAUUUUCACAUUUAAAAUAAUAGGACAAUUUCAAACUAAUUUUGGCCUAACUUUACAAGUAAAACCAAGUUAAUUAUAAAACUACUUUAAAAAGAUUAUCUAAGAGGAAUAACUGCAGAGUCACAACUAUAUUUGUCAAUAAUGUAGAGUUUAUUUCCCAUUUUCGAUAUCAAAAUAAUAACUUAUCAAUAAUCGACUUGGUUAAUUGUUCUAUUUGAAUCAUUUUUUUUGUUAGGACAAUAAAUACUUGUGGAAAAUUUCUGUUUCCUCCGAGAAUGCGUGUGUUCAAAAUGUUUAAACAGAGUUGAUAUAAUCUUUGUAAAAAGAUGGUUUCAAAUAGUCUCCUGACCAUGUUACACUGUGAUGCCAGGUUGCAUGUUAUAAAGCCAAAGAAAGCAUUGUUUUAAUUAUUUGUUAUGAUUUAUUUAUCGUAAUUUGUCUUAAUUCUUGACUCUAUUUUUUUUCUAAUUUUUUAAAAUUCUAUUACUUUUGUAUUAUCCUAAUAAGAAAGUGUAUUACUUUAUCAAGUAACAUAUGCAUGUCUUCCAUUAUACUACUUUUAAAAAAAUCUUUGCAAUUAUAUAUUUAAUAUUUGUAAUUUUUUUUUUGCUUCAACUGCGUGCAAGAUGAGGUCACCUUUGCUCCCUAAUGAAAACAAUUAUUGAUACUAUUGUAAUCAAGUGUUUGGUCUACAGCAAUAAUAAUAAUAAUUUAAUUCAAUUUAUAGAGUGCUGUUAACAAACAUGAUGUAGGCUCAAGGCGCUCUGAUAACAUUAUAAACACUUUGAUUUUCUUAACCUUUGAUUGCCUGAUACACUGCCAUCUCUAUCUUUGAACAGGAGUGAUUCUGUUUUGACAAUACCUCUAUUCAACUCUUACCUUCGUGUGGAAACUAAAAUUUUCUGGGUGGAACCUGGACACGUUUCUCGAAAACAGCUUCAGCAAUUUCCCUAAAAAUUUGAAAAACAAAUGUUUAUAUUGUUGGGAAAGAUAUUACGAACUCGUUGGAUUCACCAGGAAGACUCUUGUUUGACUGUACUAAUUAUUCAAGUUAUAAAAAGAAAUAAAUUUUUAAUUGGCUAGAGAAAAAGAAAAUAUGUAUACGUUUCGGGUAUUUCCGCACGUAGACCUUAAUCACUUAAGAGUUUAAUAAAUAAAUGUCCGGGAACAUUUAGCGUCUUCUAAGUUAGAUCUAAAAGUCAAUCAGUGAAAUAAUAGUCUAGUAGAUGUAUACAUUCGCUUUACAAGGAUUAUGUCCCUUGGUAGGGGAAGAGGUAAUGGGCAAGGUAAAUAUUUGUUUUCUUCUCUUAAGAUCAAACUUUCAUUAGUUAAGUGCAAAAAUAUCUCUGUAUAGGUAGUGUCAAAGAGGUAUUGUCUUUUAUGUUAUUCAUGUUCUUGCAUCAUUUAAUCUUAGUAUUGCAUCAAACCUUUUUUUUUACAGUGGUCUAUACGUGGGAUGAGUUACUACUUUGUACAAAGUCAUUUUUUUGCAGUUGUACUAAUGUAUUAUAGCCUAUAAAUCACAUGAUCAUAAAAUAUGCAAGAAAUAAUUUACCGCUGAUUAGUCGUCAUGUUUAUGAAAUUAAGGCUGUAAAUUUAUUUCAAAAAAUCACGUAUCGUUUACUAAACUUCUAGUCGAUUUACUGCGUUAAUCAAAAUAUGUGCAAGAGAUAUAUUGCAGUGCAUGGUAACUCAACAACAUGCAGUUGAAAUUUCAAGUAUCGAACAUUAACAAGUUCGAUACCAUGCGAUAAGUUGAGAAUAAAAAGAAUGACGAAUGUCACCAAUGUAGGAAUAAAUAAUGAAUCUUAUUGGCGUACCAAACAAUGAAUACCAAAUCCACCCACUAUGUUAUUAAACUUUUUAGAAGUAAACGUUAAAUAUAAGUUAAUGUAAUAAUUUAAUUAUUUUUUAACGAGCCUUUUAAAAAAGAUAUUAUUCAGACUAGAUUCUACCACUUUUUUUAAAGUAAUUUAAUUUUCCUUACAGUAAUUGAAAGAAUCUUUUAAUUCAACACAAACAAGUACAUAGUUUUAAAUCGCUUCAAUGUAUAAUUAGGAUGAAAUUCUCGAUGAGUCAAUUGAGGCAAUAACUUGGCAUCGCUGAUUUAGGACAAUAUGUAUGCAUAAAAUUGAUCAUGCUUUAAAAUAUUUUUUU
Messenger RNA from Biomphalaria glabrata, 4420 nucleotides. RefSeq names its product beta-1,4-galactosyltransferase galt-1-like. The record is from RefSeq and is a predicted model, not a curated record. Bases 486 to 1898 code for a protein of 470 amino acids. The transcript has 6 exons. Lineage: Eukaryota; Metazoa; Mollusca; Gastropoda; Planorbidae.